CGCUUUUUCCCUUCCCUCCCUUCCCUCUCGAUGACGGCCGAGACGGAUUUCUCCGACGGUUUCUAUCGCAAGGAGUGGGACUGGCUACUGGUCUCCUUGAGCUUCGUGCAGGCGUGCAUGGGCUCGUUCACUACAAUAGAGUGAGCGGCAUAAUCGUGCUGGUGCUGCGCUGUGUGGGGUGCAUCUGUGUGUGGUUGCAGGAGCAUCAUUGAGACCGUCCAUGCGCCAUCCAUCCGGUUUUUCUUUCGGUGGGCUGCCCAAGGCGCAGUUGCACUGGGGCUCGUGACGGUGUGGGGCAUGCACUUUAUCGGUGAGGGUGCACUGACAGAAAGGCUGCUGGUCAGGCAUCUGUCUCUGCCUCUGUGUUGUGUGUUGUUAUGCCCCCAACAGGGAUGCAGGCCCUGAUAUUGCGCGAUACGCAAAAGGGAGACCAGGAGAUAGAUACCAGCCACACGUCGUUCGAGACGUUCACAUCUCCUAUCUGUGCCACUCUCGGCUGCCUACUCGGUGAGCACACCUUCACACACACACACACACACACACACACACACACGGGGGGAGAGAUAGAGAGAGGACCACUCACUCCAUCUUCGAUCUCUGUUGUCAUCUUACGCAGGCGUCUUGAUAGGUAGAAGGCACGCCUGCAAAGAAUCCGCCGGUCCAUCUGCCGUCAACCUCUCCUGUGCCUGCAUGGAUCUCGCAGCAUCAUACAAUUUUGCAUAUGCGCACCCCCUGAACCGCACCGGCCGCAAGGAGGCCUGGGCCAACGAAGUCAUCGAUGCGCUCGAGAAGAUCACCCAUGUAUGUUAUGUGAGCAAGAGACACAUGCAUGACACAAGCACUGGACCACGUCUUUUACUCUGUGUGAGGAUCAGGGCAGCAUCCUUGCCUGUUUUAUCGAGAAGGAGGAGAAAAGGAUGAAGCGCAAGGAGGACAGACGGAAGAAGAAACGAGCUUCACAUUCCCGCAGCAAGCGCCUCUCUAUCAGUGACCGGAAGGUAACUUGGACCAGAUCAGCAUCUUUGUAUGCAUCGAUCCAUGUCACACGUGUAUGCGUGUGCAGGUCCUAAGCAGCUGGACGAUCAAGUCGUUGUCUGAGUCGGGCAAGUGCCAUCCCCUGGAGCUCUCCAGUGCCACGGAAGACACGGAAGGGGACAAACACGAAGCCGACCAGAGCCCCGGAGACACCGAUGGGGAAAUCAGGAUAGACGACGCCCCACAUAUUGUGCUGAGCUCACCGAGGGAAGACGCGCCACCCCCACCAGCACAAGGUCGCGAAGGAGACGCCAAAGGACUAACUUCCCUGCAGCCGCCUUCUGCAAGUUCUGAGGACGGAGAAGGAACAUGGGGGCCAUCAGAGCUCACCGACAUGGAGGAAGAGAGAGAGGGCCUGCUUCAGGAAGACGCGGCCGACGAAACAAGAGGCGCGGCAGCGACUGUCGUGCUUGAUCAGGCGACGCACACCGGCUCCGCGGCCAACCGGGUGCUUCUGCCGUCCCCCGGUCCAUCCACCGAGACAGCCCACAGACGAGCCCACGGCAGCCAGAAGGACGCACGCACAAAAGCUCGCGAGAGACUCGCCUCCACCCUCGACGUGCCGGCACUCCAUUUUCUUAUCUUCACAUCCGACUUCAGCGAAGAGGACAGCAACGACGCCACGAGUGUGGCGUCACGGUCGACGGCGAGCAACCCGAUGAUACAGACCAGGAUCAUCGACACCAGCGAGGCAACUGUGGAGCAGCGAGCGCCUUCCCGGCGGACCAUGAGAAGAUGGUCUUUCGGCGGUUGGGAGGGCAAUGCUGAGCGGUUUCGGCGGUGUUUCAACUGGGAGGCCAUCAGAAGGGAGCUGUUUUCGUAUUCUAUGGUGCACAUUCUGGUGGGGGCAGCGGUGAUAGCCCUGGGAGUGGCGGGUGAGGAAGGAGUAGUAAACAUGGAUUGCGCUGUGUGUGUGUGUGUGUGUAUGUGUGUGUGUACCUAUGUCUCUUUCGGCUCAGGUAUGCACUCGAUGAGUGUAUCUGGCGGGGUGUUCGCCGGCCACCACGUCUACGAUAUCCCACUGUGUACGCUCGGUCGCGAGCGGCCGUCAAUGAAACACACCGGCGUCUCUCUGUCUCUCACUAUAUAUGUGUUUGUGCGCACUACUCCCCCCCUGGCAGAUGCCUUCAGCUGUGCGAUUGCGUAUUUUGUGGGCGUGUUGACUCUGCUGAUCUUGCUGUAUGGCAAGGGUUCCCGCGGUGUGCUCGUGGUGGCCCCCCUCAUGCUGGCCAUGAGUGUGUGCAUCGUCCAUUACUUGGGAAUCACCUCAACUCACUACAGGAAAGGAGAGGUACGUUCCCAUCUGUCUGUCUGUCUGUGUCUCGAUGUGUCUGUCUGUUUGUGUGUUGCAGCCGAGACCGUUUAUGAUAAGAGACGACAAAGUGCUGCGGUGGUCAAAGGUGGAAAUGGCGCUUGUCACGACCCUCCUGACGCAGUCGGUCAACUACGUCAUGCAGCUCUUCAUCUCACUGGUGCGCAGAAGUCGGCAGAAGAAGACCUUCCAGAUGCUCAAGGUCAUCCUCGGCGCUGAGCGGUAGGGCCGGCCACAGGUGCAGCAAGCGAGCGGUCCAGAAAUUUCAAUCUCUGCUUGUUGGUUUUUCUCUCUCUCUCUCUCUCUCUCUGUGUGUGUGUGUGUCUGUGUCUGUGCAGUUCUCGUGAUAGGAACAUCGUGUCGCCGUCUGGCAACGUGUCCUUCACGCCCCACAGCGACCGCUCGCUGCCCCUCCCGCCGUCCCUCCAUAUCUCUGACCUGCCCUCAGAAAAGAACGAAGCCGUGCACGACGAGCUGGAAAGCUAGGUUUUCCCCCUGUAUGGCCAGCCGCUGUGUGUAUGGCAAGCCGCUGUGUGUGUCGCGGUUUGUCCGGUCCGGUGCGUGCGGUGCUGGGUUCGUUUCGGUGGG
Molecule: messenger RNA, 2935 nt
Organism: Vitrella brassicaformis
Lineage: Eukaryota; Vitrellaceae
Source: the annotation of a GenBank genome assembly